AUGUCCAUGAAGGAUCCAAUCCAUAGUCUUCAAGGUUCAGUGGUGGCCUUGGGGGCGGCCGGCCUCGAUGGUCUCAUGGCGAAAACGCCGCAACGGUGCGCCAGGACGCCACGGAAGCGGGAAGAUGAACGUGGCAUCACCGAGAGACAUUCUCGGCUUCGGUCGAUCAAAGAGCGUCAUUUGGUCAUUCGGCAAGCACCAUAUGCGCUGCUGGCGACUUCGUUAUCGGAUUGGGGUAGAGUUAUUCGUCGAUCGUCGUCUUGCAUGGCUGUCCUCGUCUUCGAAGCCCCGCUUCAGCUUGCCUCGACGAUGGCGACCUUGCUCCCCGGCGGCUCACCCCCGGGAUCCAGUAUCCGUGCCAAAAUAGCCGCCGUGAUUCCCACCACCCGCGUUUACUCCGCAGGAAAAGAUGGCCGAACCAACACAGCCGCGGUCGGAGGUUAUCUGCACGCUUAA
Chaetomium globosum CBS 148.51 is the source of this 456-nucleotide messenger RNA. RefSeq lists its product as uncharacterized. Bases 1 to 456 code for a protein of 151 amino acids. The transcript is spliced from 3 exons. Lineage: Eukaryota; Fungi; Ascomycota; Sordariomycetes; Sordariales; Chaetomiaceae. The record is from RefSeq and is a predicted model, not a curated record.